Messenger RNA from Symbiodinium necroappetens, 675 nucleotides. NCBI's taxonomy places the organism in Eukaryota, Dinophyceae, Suessiales, Symbiodiniaceae. The record is from the annotation of a GenBank genome assembly.
AUGGGUAGCAUGGACAGGCCAGAAACGAUUGUCGCGCUUGUGGAACAGAUGAAGCUGGUCGCAAGCAACCUGGAUUUGCCCAUAGCAGCCUGGUUUGAGGGCGAUGCCGAGCAGCAGAAGUUCUUCGAGUGUCUGCGGUGGUGUACAAUCCUGGCAUCCACUACAAGAACCCAUUUUGCGGAAAGCCACGUUAAGCGCAUUGUUGGUAAGAACCUCCGAAGUCUGCUUCGGCACUGUCGAAGUUCAGAUGUGUUCCUUGCUGAUGCCGCCAGACUCCUUGUCUUGAACCAUGCUGCUGGAGGCCUGCCUUUCGUGCAGCGACCUAUCGCAAAGGCCACGCUCGGCAUAUUGGAAGAACUAGUGGAGUCCAACAUGUCUGCCAACACGUCCAGCACCAUUCUUUGCGACUACAUUCUUGGAGUCGUAUUGCGUUUGUUAGACAAGCCUCAGCGUCAGAAGUGGGUGUCCCUUCUGGUCAAGUUGCUGAUGGACAACGACGACUUUCCCAAAUCGACAGUGGUCUGCAGGUUGAGGAUGCUUUGGCUGGCUGAUGACGAUCCGAUUCGCACCUAUGCGGCAGCACUCCACCAGCUGCAGCUCUUCGCCGAGUCGAACUUGGAGUGGGGCUAUGACGGCUAUGAUGUCAAGCUUCUCACCCAAUGCAGCUGCAGUUGA